CCAACCGUUGGCAUAAGCCUCCUGAUCUCCCUCCUCCAUCCAUACUAAUGCAAACCGAGAUGUCUACCGUGUGUUACUAGUCUCUCUCCCUCACUUUGGUUCUCACACUUUCUCCAGAUGAGCUCUGUACAAGAAAUAUAGACCAUGCCACUCUUAGCCACAAAAAUCAAGUUCAUCACCAAAUUCCGAUGCCUUUGGUGUUCAUCUCGUAGAUUCCCUCCACCAGGAGACUCGUUUUGAGGUUGCCUACCUUCUUGACAUGGUGCUGCAUCAUGGAGUCUCUGUUGGCCGCGUUGUCGUUGUUCCGCCGGCCAUGGCAAUGACGUCGUCGUUUUCAUCGGAUAGCAAGCCGGAGAAUUCUUCUACGAUGACGACCCGGGCGGACUUCUGCUUGUCUGCGACGACCGGCGCUAGAAAAUUCUGCUACUCCAUGGACUGGAAGGUCUUCCUCGACGUCUCCAUCAAAUCCCAUACAUGCACCGCCAUCUUCUACAUCACCAUUGAUCAUCAGCGCACCAUUGUUCGUAUGGAGAUUGACGUGUUUUGUUCAAAGAAAAGAGAACACUCUUCGACUAUAUCAAAAAGGGACUAG
Molecule: messenger RNA, 592 nt
Organism: Lolium perenne
Lineage: Eukaryota; Viridiplantae; Streptophyta; Magnoliopsida; Poales; Poaceae
Source: RefSeq, a predicted model, not a curated record